AUGACUUACCUGUGUUACCGUCUAGAGCAGCUGGAUGAUGGUGGCCCCGUCUUACUCAAUGCUGCUGUCCUUGUGGACAUGCCAGGGACCCAUGUGGAAAUGCAGUUCCUAUCCUCCAGAAACAUUCAGGAGCUGGAACAGGACAAACAGUACCGGGUCACCUGGUACAUCUCCUGGAGCCUGUGUGUAGAGUGUGCUCAAGAAGUGUCCACUUUCCUGCGGGAGCACCCUAACGUCCACCUGAGCAUCUUUGCAUCCCGGCUGUAUCACUGGAACAGGCGAUUAAAUCAGCAGGGGCUGAGGGACCUGCAGGAGGCUGGAGCCCAAAUCCAAGGCAUGUCUUUUCAGGAGUUUGAGGACUGCCGGGAAACCUUUGUGGACCACGAGGGAGAGCGCUUCCAGCCCUGGGAGGGAAUAGACUUCCCCCCUGACCUCUGCGUGUCAUGA
Molecule: messenger RNA, 447 nt
Organism: Elephantulus edwardii (Cape elephant shrew)
Lineage: Eukaryota; Metazoa; Chordata; Mammalia; Macroscelidea; Macroscelididae
Gene: APOBEC3G
Product: apolipoprotein B mRNA editing enzyme, catalytic polypeptide-like 3G
Exons: 4
Coding region: 1-447 (148 amino acids)
Biological process (GO): negative regulation of single stranded viral RNA replication via double stranded DNA intermediate; cytidine to uridine editing; defense response to virus
Cellular component (GO): cytoplasm; nucleus; P-body
Molecular function (GO): cytidine deaminase activity; RNA binding
Source: RefSeq, a predicted model, not a curated record